Acaromyces ingoldii is the source of this 3017-nucleotide messenger RNA. RefSeq names its product WD40 repeat-like protein. Lineage: Eukaryota; Fungi; Basidiomycota; Exobasidiomycetes; Exobasidiales; Cryptobasidiaceae. Gene Ontology annotation, cellular component: SAGA complex. The record is from RefSeq and is a predicted model, not a curated record. Gene Ontology annotation, molecular function: TBP-class protein binding; transcription coregulator activity. The transcript has 3 exons. The coding region runs from base 147 to 2927 and encodes 926 amino acids. Gene Ontology annotation, biological process: chromatin organization; regulation of transcription by RNA polymerase II.
CCAGAAGGGAGCGCGCGCGCGAAAGAGAGAGAGUGUGUGCGGACGUUUACUUUCCCCCAGGCCGCCAUCGCGUGAGAGACUCGCGUCGGGAUCCCCCUUUGCGGCAGCAACCACCCUCCUCCGAUGCGACGGGAGAGACGAGGACGAUGGAUGAAGACGAGAUCGACAUUGAGGACGGGACGGUCAACGAGUCCGAGGAUGAGCGCGAGGAGGGCGACGAGGCCGUGACGGAGAUGGACGAUGGCGAGGAGCAGGAAGACGACGAGGAGGACGAGGAGGAGGAUGAAGACGAAGACGAGGAUGGGGACGAUGACGAUGACGACGACGAGGAAGAGGAGGAGGAAGACGAGGAUGAUGACGACGAGGACGACGACGAGGACGACGACGAGGAGGGCGAGGAUGAGGAAGACGAAGAUGCAGAGAUGGCCGAAGCAAGAGCCGACCGGGGUGCUUCUCCCUCGGCUCUCGACACGUCACCGUCCUCCUAUAUGCAAAGGGCAAUCGCGCGAAGAGCAUUGCUGCGACCAACACAGGCGUCGCUCGCCGCGACGAGCUAUUCGAUCGAGCCCGUGGGGGCGGCACCACAUGUGGCCCACGUCCACGCCAUGGCCAUCAGCGGAGACGGCAGCGUUUUGUUGAGCGGCGGCAGCGAUGGCCAUGUUCGACGGUACGACGUGUACGCGAGCAUGAACUCCCGGAGCAUGCUCACCCAGAACGUCCGGCACCAAUUCGUCGACGGUGUCGUGCGGGGCGGUGUGCUUCACAGCUGGUGGGCAAACGAGGAGGUGCCGCUGGUCAAGUCGUCAAGCAAGGACAAUGACGACUUUGACGAGGAAGACCGGCUGGUCAGUCCCGUUCACAGCCUCGCCCUCCAGCAGGAUGCGCUGUGGUCCCUCACAGGCACCGAGUCGGGCAACAUCAACCUCUGCAGCGUCCGCCAUGAGCCGGGACAGAUCCGCCAUGUUCUCCGCAAGCACACAUCUGCCGUCUCGGCAUUGGCACUGACAGACCAGGACACGCAGCUCGUCAGCGGAGGCUGGGACAGGAGUGUUCAUCAAUGGGAUCUCAACACGGGCCAGGUCGUCCGGUCAUAUCCCGGCCAUGCGGGCCAGAUCUCGUCGUUGUCCUUCCGGCCGCUACAGGUGGGCGAGGACCUGCAUGCUGGGCGAGCAGCCUCGUCCUCCCGCUCUCCCUCCAUCUCCAUCCAACCCAGUGCUGCCUCUCCGCUAAGAGGCCACUCGCCGGCCGCGACGCCCUCUCAACAACCAUCACCAAGCAAACGUACGCCGGCCGGCCCGAGUACGGCCAUGGAUGUCGUUGAGGGCCCAAUUUCCACACCUGGGCCCUCGACGAGCAAGAUGGCGACGCCGUCCAAGCAGACGCCCAAGCACGCAACAGCGACUGCAACGCCUGCCAGUGGUGCUAGCAAGAACACUGGAGCAACCCCCUCACGGGACUCGGAGCGAAAUACCAGCGAAAGCCCGAGCCGGAAACGAAGCAGGGACAAGAGUCCAUUGAGCAGACAAGGGGAAGAAGAGAGCACAACACCGUCAAAGACCACCCGGCAAAAUGGCCACAGUGGCGGGCCUACGGGCGACGACGAGACGCAAUCGGAGCAGGACCUAGAGCUGGAGAGGGACCUCAACGAGGCGCUGGGCCUGCAUACCUCGUCCUCUCGUCGCGGCACUGCCUCGGUUUCCAAUGGGCUGGGCGGGCCACACAAUGGCACGGGCACGCCCUCGGCGGGCAUGGAUGGCGACGAGGAGCUGCAAACGCCUGUGGCAACGGCGCGCAGGGACAUUUCCAAAGCUGACGGUCAGCAGGACCAUGACGGCAAGGACGAUUCAGAUCAGGACUCGCUCUUUGGAGGAGCGAGCGAUGCAGAGGGCGAUGCAGACGCAGAUGCCGAGGCAGACGUGGACGCAGAGGGCGAGGAGGAUGCCGAUGCAGAGGGUGAAGAGGAUGCAGAGGGCGAGGAAGAUGAAGAUGCGGACGGUGAUGACGACGAUGCACCCCUCGCGGCAAGAGCCGGGCUGUCGUUGUCAAGACUAGAGCUUCCCGGCAUGGGAACGGGGAAAGGAGGUGGAGAAGGCGGAGACGCGAGCAAUUCGCCGGGCGUGUCUUCUUCCACGCCUGCUGCGAACGCCGCCACCUCGGCAGCGACAGUCAACGGUAGCACGGCUGCGAAGAGCAAGAGUGUGCUUCCCAAACCCGCAUUUGCUGGACUGACUGCGUCGACGGGCUUCGACGCGGAUGUGUCCAAGUUCAGCAACGACGUCCUGAUGACGACGACACUCGGAGGUCAAGUGACGCUGUGGGAUCGCCGUGUACCCUCCCCUGCUGGCUCGCCUUCAGCCUCUGGCUCAGCUUCGGGCCUGGCGACGGGCCGACGAGGCGCCGUCAGGGCGCUGCCGCUGCCCGAGAAGACGCCGCCGUGGUGCAUGAGCGCGACAUGGUCCGCCGGCGGGGAUCGCAUCUACGUCGGACGCCGCAACGAGACGGUGGACGAGUGGGAUCUCCGCAUGACGUCUUCCUCCCUCGAUGAUGGCUUCUUCACCGCCAUCGGGGGCCGCAGCAGCGGUGGCGGAUGGGCAAAGGAGCCGCGCUUCCUGAGGAGCCUGCGCUUCCCAAGCGGGAGCGGGCCUGUAAGCGCAGUGUAUGCGAUGCCCAACGACCGACACAUUGUGUGUGCCAGCUACGACAAUGUCCGGCUCUGGGACACGCUCGCUUCGGCGCAUAGCGCACCAGGGCAGAGGAGCAGCGCAGUGCCGUUCCGCAUCGUUGCGGGCCACCACGGCGGGACAAUUUCGUCUAUCUUGGCCGACGCGACGUGUCGCUUCCUCUUUACCGCCAGCGGAGAUCGGGGCUGGCUGUCGAGCUCGACAGAGGCGCUUCUCCUGCACGAGAUCACGUCGUACGUCGACUGACCUUCUUCCUGCCUUCCUUCUGUCCGUUGUCGUCGUCUUCUCUUGUUCCCAGGAAUCGUUGUUGAAGUUACUCGUUUGAUGCAAUGGUAC